AUGGCUUCUCCGCCUCAAGUCGUGGAGGAUCAGGCACGACUCCUCGAAGAUGCCUUGAAUGUUGUUCGUCAACAAACACAACUUAUGCGACGAUGUUUAGAAAGUCCAGGGAAGCUUAUGGAUGCUUUGAAGUGCAGUUCAACACUUGUCUCCGAGCUUCGAACGAGCAGUUUAGGGCCGAAGCAGUACUAUGAGCUAUACAUGGCAGUAUUUGAUGCCUUGCGACACCUAUCCUCUCACCUCAAAGAUUCCCAUCCCACUCAUCAUCUCGCCGACCUGUACGAGCUUGUUCAAUAUGCUGGAAACAUUGUUCCUCGACUUUACUUGAUGGUAACAGUCGGUACAGUCUAUAUGGGGGUGCCAGAAGCGCCAGUUAAGGAAAUCAUGAAGGAUAUGAUGGAAAUGAGUCGUGGAGUACAACAUCCCACUAGAGGAUUAUUCCUCAGAUAUUACCUAUCCGGACAAGCUCGCGAACAUCUACCCCAAGGGGAUGGUGAUGGACCAGAAGGAAAUCUGACGGAUUCGAUAAGUUUUGUUCUUACAAAUUUUGUGGAAAUGAACAAGCUAUGGGUACGGCUACAACAUCAAGGCCAUUCCCGAGAAAGAGAGAUGAGGACACAAGAGAGGAAAGAACUUCAGUUACUGGUCGGAAGUAAUCUAGUUCGAUUAAGUCAAUUGGUGGAUCUGGAAGUCUACAAGAAUACGAUUCUCCAGCCACUGCUUGAACAAGUAGUGCAAUGUCGGGAUGUUCUAGCCCAAGAAUAUUUGCUAGAAGUAAUCACACAGGUCUUCCCUGAUGAAUAUCACCUACACACCUUGGAUCAAUUCUUAGCGGCUGUAUCGAGAUUGAAUCCUCAUGUAAACAUGAAAGUCAUUGUCAUAGCUAUGAUGGAUAGACUUUCUGCAUAUGCUGCACGAGAAUCAGAAUCGACUUCUGGAGUAGACCGCGAGAAGUUAGAGCAGGAGGCUGUUACUAAGUUGCUCGAAACAACCCGGCUGAAUAAGGAGAGCAAGGCUGCUGAGUCGAAGCCAGACUCAACUCCGGCACCGGAGUCCUCAGAGUCAAACGGUGAUGGCCCGUCGACUGAGACAAAUGGAGCCGACACAGACUCGAAACCCAAUGAACAAACUGAUGAUAGUCUCAGCUUAGCUCCAACUGAAGUUGAUACUCAGUCUGUUGCUGAGACAACUGUUAAUGAUGGUGCCAAUGACAGACCAAAUGUCGUUCCUGAGAACAUCAAGCUGUAUGAGAUCUUCUUUGACCAAGUAAUGCAUCUUGUUGCUUCUCAGCGCUUGUCCGUACAAGAUACCUUAGCAUUGUUGGUGUCUUUAGUCAAUUUGGCACUAAAAGUUCAUCCCGAUCGUCUAGAUUACGUCGACCAGGUACUGAACUAUGCCUCAGAAAGGGUUAAAGCAUAUGCCAACACCCCUGAGUUACAUUCUCCAGAGGCACAGAAAAAUAUUCUAAACUUGCUUCUAACACCAAUCAACUCCUACGCUUCUAUUUUUACAGCCUUGUCGCUUCCAACUUAUAUCCCACUACUACAGCUUCAAACAUAUCCAACACGUCGAGCUGUCGCUGGCGAGGUCGCUCGCACUUUACAAGCCAAUUCAACCAAAAUCUCUACUAUCGCCUCGCUAGAGGGAGUUCUCGAAGUUCUAAAGGUUCUGAUCAAGGAAGGAUCUCAACCCCCAGCUAGUUACGCUGGCGUACAGCGCAAAUCCGUUGAGACUGAUGAAACGAUAGAAGAGCAGGGAUGGUUGGCUAGAAUCGUUCAUCUUAUCCAUAACGAUGACAACGAUACACAGUUUAAGCUUCUGCAAACUACCAAGGCCGCUUAUUCGGAAGGGAAUGAGCGUGUGAAGUUUACAACUCCAGCUCUCAUAACUUCAGCCAUGAAGCUUGCAAGACGUUUCAAGACCAGAGAACACUAUGAUGAUAACUGGGAGUCACAAAUAUCGGCUCUCUUCAAGUUUAUGCAUUCAGCUCUUUCAACUAUGUAUACACGAGUGUCUGGGUCUGCUGAGCUUUGUUUGAGGCUCUUUGUGGCUUGUGGACAAAUUGCUGAUCAAACAAAUUUUGAAGAGGUUAGCUACGAGUUCUUCGCCCAAGCAUUCACUAUCUACGAAGAGAGUGUCAGCGACUCUAGGGCUCAAUUCCAAGCAGUUUGUGUUAUUGCGUCUGCUCUGCAUGAAACACGAAAUUUCAGCAAGGAGAACUAUGAUACUCUCAUUACCAAAUGUGCUCUACAUGGUAGUAAGCUAUUGAAGAAGCCUGAUCAAUGUCGUGCUGUAUUCUUAGCAAGUCACCUUUGGUGGGCUGUACCCAUCGCAGCAAAGGGGGAGACAGACGAAAAGAAUCUCUAUCGUGAUGGAAAGCGUGUUCUUGAGUGCCUUCAACGUGCGCUCCGCGUUGCAGAUGCAUGUAUGGAUACUGCUGUCUCGGUGGAACUUUUUGUUGAAAUUCUCAAUCGUUAUGUAUAUUAUUUCGAGCAAGAGAAUGAAGCCGUUACAACCAAAUAUUUAAACGGUCUUAUUGAAUUGAUCCAUUCAAACCUUCAGGGCAAUCAAGAUUCUGCCACAAUUAACGAACCAAGAAAGCAUUUCCAACGUACUUUGGAUAAUAUUACUUCUCGAAACUAUGAAGGUGUAGUAACAGCAGCUGCACCUUAA
Molecule: messenger RNA, 2673 nt
Organism: Botrytis fragariae
Lineage: Eukaryota; Fungi; Ascomycota; Leotiomycetes; Helotiales; Sclerotiniaceae
Product: putative vacuolar protein sorting-associated protein 35 protein
Exons: 4
Coding region: 1-2673 (890 amino acids)
Biological process (GO): intracellular protein transport; retrograde transport, endosome to Golgi
Cellular component (GO): retromer complex; retromer, cargo-selective complex; late endosome
Source: RefSeq, a predicted model, not a curated record